CUGCCUGCCCUCCAGGAUGAGCCCGGAGUAUUGCCUGCGCUCCUUGCUGCUCAUCAUCCUCGCCACCUUCUCGGCCAACGCCAGCAACUGGCUGCAGGUCGGGUGUUUGCUGGAUGUGGUGAAGCCUCUAAGCUCAUCUGGCUCCUCGGCGUCUCUGGGUGAUACACCAGCGAUACCACUGGCCUGGGUCCGACUGUUACCACCUUCAGGAAAAUGUUCCCCAUAUGAGACAAUGCGAAGAGUUCUCACACUUAGAACUCCUUUGUUUAAAUAAAAAAAAAAAAAAAACCACCAGAGAUUUCUGCUUUCUCCAAGACACCUGCUACAUCUUCCCCGACCUCUAUUGAGAAUUUGACAAAUUUCCGCACCGUCCCAUGGCAGGGAAUCCCCUCCCGUCUCCUUCUGUCUCUCUCUGCCAACCGCUGUGGCUCUUCCAACAUCUUCUUGUCAUUCCACCAAUUAUCCUUCCUCCUGAAAUUGUCAUCAUUUUUAUUUAAGUAGGGGCUUUCCCCCCCUGCUGGCCUUUUCAAAGCUCCCUGGGUUUGAGGUUUAAGGAAACCAUCUCGCAGGGUGGAUCAACUGCAGCUGCUUAAAUUACGGGGCUUCAGUCUCGAUCUCUGUACUGUGGAUGGAAAAAGAAAAAAAAAAAAGGGCUUUCCAUCAGUUUUGUGUUAAAUCAGUGAGUUUUAUUAAAAGGGAGCUUGUUCUGUGAGUGAGUCGUCUGGUCUUAAAGGCAGGAGAAAAGAAACAUAAAUGCUGUGAUGAAGCAAGAAGACAAAACUUGAACAAAUGGCUCGGGCAGGAGCUCACCCCGUGAAACACUCUUUGCCCAAUCUUGGAAAAGGAAGAAAAUAUGCCAUUACUUGGGUUGGUUGUUUUUUUCCACAAGCAGGGCUGUUUUGAGGCUGCGCGUGAGAUUAAGUCAUAACCUAGAGCUCUGCCCAGCGAUCGGGAUGCGGUAUCAGGAUGGAGAUCUGCACCGAGAACUCGCGGAGGGCAGGAACUGUUGGGUUUCCUCCUGUUGUGCUGGUCUUGCUGUGGGUGGAGGUAGACGAAGGCUUUGUCUGGUUUCUACCAUCUCAGACCAGGAAAAUGAAGUUUGGAUCAAGGUCCUCGUUAAGGACCAGGCGCAGUGCCAGAGCCGGGUUUCCAUGGUGACUGUGGGAUGCUGCGGAUGGGUUUGGUACCUUGCUUGGGCUCCCCAGCCCUGAGAAACACUCCGAGUGGUGGGGUGGAAGCAUCUUUGAGUGCUGGUGAGGGCAGAGCACGUUUCCCAGCUCUUAUCUCGCCCUUCAGCUGCCGCAGAGAGGUGAGAAGAGAGAGAGUUUUCACCCAGAGAGGGGAAAAGAGGUGAGCUGGUCCUCCUCGGUGCCUCUGAAUGUGCUGUGGAGAGAUGCCACGUGAAAGCCUCAAAGCCUUCCCACAAAGAUCCUUCCUUGCAUCCUUGACUCAACCUCUGGAUCCCUCCUGGACCAGUCCCCAGGAUGGCAGUCUCCCGCCCCCGACAAAAAAAAAAGCCCCUGUUGGAAAGCAGUGAUGGUACUCGUGGGACGUAGGAGACCGGUGGUAUGCCAGAAGUCCGACGGGGCCACGGCAUUUUAGGCAUCGUUGCCUCCAACCCCAAGGAGGGGCAGACACACACGGGUUGAGGAGGGCACAGAGAGGGCCUGUCACGGGGGAGAGAGGCCAGAGCACCGUUCUGGAUAGCUUCAUCUCAUCUGCCUGCCUGGCAAAACAAAUUACUAGACCUGUUCUUGGAGAGCUGUACCUAUCUUUGAAGCAUCCUCGGCCUUCGUUUUAUCAUCCCGAACAGCAUUAAAUGCGUGUUGGGGAGGCAUCUUAUCAGGCGCAUCUACUUGGAAAGGCUUGAAAGGCUCUUGUCAUGGUUUUCUUCGUGUGUGCUUUGAAUUUAUAGCUCCCCAUGGCCUGGAGAAACCCACCGAGCUGGGAAAUGUAUUAAAAAAGGAGACGAUACCCGCCAUCCUGAGCGGAGCUGAUGUUAAUGGACGGCUCUCUCCUGCCAAGGUGCCUGCAGUCGCACCGGGCACCGACCCGCGGGCAGGACCGGCCGUGGUGCUUCGCAGGAGCCGGUUCCCUGCUACGAUAAACGUUGCAGGAGGGGGAAAAAGCCAAAUCAGCACGAGGGGUUAGUACUGGAGGCAGAAUCUGUUUUUUUCUGGCUUCCAGGCUCCAAACUGAUCAGCCGACCCGCGGUGCCUUGGGACGAAUCUCACUGCUCGGCUGUGCAUCAGCUUCUCCACGCUCAAACUGAAACCACGGCUGGGCCCGGGAGGGGACGGGGCUGUCGCGGUCACCCCGGGUUUGCUCAGCAUCCAACACCCUCCAGGCUCCCGAGGGAGUUCCGCUGCCUUCAUCCCGCGUCAGCCGAGCGCAGCGAGAUGCGGGAGCAGCAAGUGUCAUGCCCUGUGUCCCCAACUGUGGAACGGGGAGCGGGGACACUCACACGCGGUGUGGGGUCCGGCAGAAAGGUGACAGCCCUGGGUUUGGCCGCUCUGGGGGUCCCAAGGCAAGCCCACCAGGGAGCCGGGCGGCCGGUCCUCUGCAAACGGGGCUGUGCCCUUGGAGGAGCAGAAAGCCUGGGGCAAAGAUGCUUUGCUGGUAUAAAGGCUAGAAAAGAACUUGGCUCGGAAAGCACGGCAGCCUGCCACUUCCCGCUGUCUGAGAGGCAUUGCAUCAAGUGAUCUCCACGCACAAGGAAAGCUGAAUGCUUUUGACAGCCAGCCACGCAGACUCCCCACGGACGCUGCAAGCCAAGCCGGCUUUCUCACCGUCUCCCACGGCCCCCCAGUCGUAAGCGUGAAACCAAGCUGGUGAAUAAUUCUGCUGAUGCACAGAAGAGAAAAUCCUGUUCUCUCCUCCUGGGGCAGACUGGCAGGGCUAAUGGGAGGAAGAGGCUGUGACAACUUGAUUUUGUGGCUGAAGUCAGCAGAUCCGGCUCCUGGGACACAUGGGAACAGGCAGGGAGCAGGAGCCACUUUUGCACAGUCACUUCUCGGAGGCGAGCAGGGCUUCAAAGGAAAAAUACUUAGCAGGAUGUUGCAACUUGGGAGGAGGAGGAGAAAAAAAAAAAAAAAACAAGCAAACAAAAAAAAAACCCACAGGCUCUGUAGGGCUGGGAAAUGCAGAGUCAAGGAAUGAGGUUUCCAAAAAAGCCUUCGCUCGGCCACUCGCAUCUCUUGGUGCGGGCGAGGCAGCAACGUGAGCCGACGCUGGCGGCUCCCGAGGACGUUACAGCUCGGCGUGGUCGGCGGGUGCAAGCCUGAGUUUCGCCCGUCCAAUGCGGGGGAUGAUGUCCCCGCUCCGCAGCAGGAGGGGGCUCCAACGGGUGGCAGCGUCACUUAAAGCGGGUGCCAGCAGCUGCGGGAAGGAGGGCGUCUCAGCCGGGCGUGCGCCAGCACGGGCCCGGAGAGAGGGUCUGGGAUGAUCCAACAGCCUGACCAAGCUACGCGGGUCUAUCUUAAAACCCCUCUGAGGCCGGGGCAGGAGGAGGGACCUGGGAAACGGGCGAGCGCACACGAAUGCUGGUCUCGGUGGGUUGGGAUGUGCAGGACGGACCGUCGUGCCCGUGUGCCCCGUGGGGAGAUGCCAAGAGCUUGCAGGGUGCUCGCCCCUAAACGGGGCAGCUCCCCUUUCCCACCCAAGAGCAGCUCUGCAACUCCUCCUGCUGAGGAUGGGGCGAUGGAAAGCGGAGCACGUGGUCACCUCCACGCAGGGCCAGGCUUUUCCAGGUCAGCAAAGACCUCAUGGCCAUGGUCACAAGCCGGGCUGGUGGAGGAGGUGCCCAGCGUGUGCGGUUUUGCGCACGGCAGGCUCCUGACUGUCCUCCCCACUUCAAGCCCGGCUUGAAGCCCAAGCGACAGGAAAGCUGGCAGCUCCCAGAGGCCAUCCUUGCCUGCUGGGGGCCGGGGCAGCUAAAAGCAGGCUCCAGGAGGGAAGUGGUUUGGAGGGCGAUGUUUGUCGGUGAUGAGCACACAGCCACGCUGUGGGAGCCGUGUGGCAGCUGGAACUGGCAGCCGAGCGCCUGUCCUGCUUGUUUUGGCUGACUUCAGGAGACCUCUGGCUUUUCCUAGUAGCACUUGGAUGUGCCGGUACUCAGGAGACCUGACCGGGCACAUUCAGACAACGCCGAAAAUAUCUUGCUUGCAGGCAACAGAGGCAAAGGGGAGCCAGCAGCCGGGCUCCCCAAGAGACGGGGGACCGGGCUGCAGAGCGAUGGUUGUUUUGCUUGGGCUUGCUCCCUGCCGGCCAAAAACGCAUCCUGUGGAGCCACCGCAGCGGCACGUUUAAGGUGACCCCAGACGGGCACCAGGUCUCGGCUGCGGAGGGGAUGAGAGGCCGGGUCUCCUCGCUUGCUGCGGUGCAGGGCGUCCCAGCUGAAGGCGGGUUCGUGCUCCCCCAACCCUCGUCUCCUAACCAGCUGUGCUGGCUGUCGCGGCAGGUACCUGGCGAAGCUGUCUUCAGUGGGGAGCAUCUCCGAGGAGGAGACCUGCGAGAAGCUGAAGGGCUUGAUCCAGCGCCAGGUGCAGAUGUGCAAGAGGAACCUGGAGGUGAUGGACUCGGUGCGGCGCGGAGCCCAGCUGGCCAUCGAGGAGUGCCAGUACCAGUUCCGCAACCGCCGCUGGAACUGCUCCACUCUGGACACCCUGCCCGUCUUCGGCAAGGUGGUAACGCAAGGGACGCGGGAGGCAGCGUUCGUCUAUGCCAUCUCUUCGGCAGGGGUGGCCUUCGCAGUGACCCGCGCCUGCAGCAGCGGCGAGCUGGACAAGUGUGGAUGCGACCGCACGGUGCAGGGGGGCAGCCCGCAGGGUUUCCAGUGGUCGGGCUGCUCCGAUAACAUCGCCUACGGCGUGGCCUUCUCGCAGUCCUUCGUUGACGUCCGCGAGAGGAGCAAAGGGGCUUCUUCCAACAGAGCGUUAAUGAACCUCCACAACAACGAGGCAGGGAGGAAGGCGAUCCUCAACAACAUGCGCGUGGAGUGCAAGUGUCACGGCGUGUCAGGCUCCUGCGAGUUCAAGACGUGCUGGAAAGCCAUGCCCCCCUUCCGCAAAGUGGGCAACGUCCUGAAGGAGAAAUUCGACGGCGCCACCGAGGUCGAGCAGAGCGAGAUCGGAUCCACCAAAGUGCUGGUGCCCAAAAACUCCCAGUUCAAGCCGCACACGGACGAGGACCUCGUCUACCUGGACUCCAGCCCCGACUUCUGCGACCACGACCUCAAGAACGGGGUGCUGGGCACCAGCGGCCGGCAGUGCAACAAGACCUCCAAGGCUAUCGACGGCUGCGAGCUGAUGUGCUGCGGCCGGGGCUUUCAUACGGACGAAGUGGAGGUUGUGGAAAGGUGCAGCUGCAAAUUCCACUGGUGCUGCUCCGUCAAGUGCAAACCCUGCCAUCGGGUGGUGGAAAUCCACACGUGCCGGUGAUGCAGGGAGGGGAGCGCCCAUCCGUCCCCUCUCUAACUGACCCUGCUUCUCCCUUGCCCCACGGCCGGGACUGAGGACGUAACCCAGCCGCUGCAGGGAGAGCACAGCUCUUUACAGAGACAGAGCCCCAGAGGAAAAACAGAUUUUAAAGAAA
Chroicocephalus ridibundus (black-headed gull) is the source of this 5592-nucleotide messenger RNA. RefSeq names its product Wnt family member 4 (gene WNT4). NCBI's taxonomy places the organism in Eukaryota, Metazoa, Chordata, Aves, Charadriiformes, Laridae. Gene Ontology annotation, biological process: neuron differentiation; multicellular organism development; cell fate commitment. The transcript has 5 exons. The record is from RefSeq and is a predicted model, not a curated record. Gene Ontology annotation, molecular function: cytokine activity; frizzled binding. Bases 4548 to 5438 code for a protein of 296 amino acids. Gene Ontology annotation, cellular component: extracellular region.